Molecule: messenger RNA, 8168 nt
Organism: Siniperca chuatsi (mandarin fish)
Lineage: Eukaryota; Metazoa; Chordata; Actinopteri; Centrarchiformes; Sinipercidae
Gene: hoxc9a
Product: homeobox C9a
Exons: 3
Coding region: 6718-7476 (252 amino acids)
Biological process (GO): anterior/posterior pattern specification; proximal/distal pattern formation; embryonic skeletal system morphogenesis
Cellular component (GO): nucleus
Molecular function (GO): DNA-binding transcription factor activity, RNA polymerase II-specific; RNA polymerase II cis-regulatory region sequence-specific DNA binding
Source: RefSeq, a predicted model, not a curated record
GUGUUAAUCCUCACUUGGCUUUUGCAUGCAUUGUCCUUUCCAUGGAUUUUAACCCCCUUUGCGCGAAGCUGAAGCGUGGUUUAGGUAGUUUCAUGUUGUUGGGGUUGGCUUCCUGGCUCGGCAACAAGAAACUGCCUUGAUUACGUCAGUUCGUCUUCAUCAAGGGCACAAUUUCCGCUGAAUUACCCCCUAUAGUCACCCAGGUCCCGCAAAUGGCAUUGUAAAUGAACUGAGCUGCAAUACCUUGGACAGAGACGUUUUCUUUCUUUGCUGUUAUUUUGUGGUGGGCUGUAAAACCUUCUGAGGCUCUCAGAAGGAGAAUAGGUUGUAAACAACAUGGGGUAAAGUUUUAGACUGCGUUGUGUUGCAUGUGUCAGCUGCUUUAUGAUGAUCUGAAUAGAUAGAUAGAUAGCUAGAUGGAUAGCUAGAUAGGAUACAUGUCACAUAUUUGACUCAUUCAUUUAUCUGACGAAUGGAUCUGAGUCUAUAACGUGAAAUGGAUGCGUAUUUCCAUGAUCUUAUGUGAAUCAUAUUUCUUCGUUCCUGUAAAUGCUAAUGCAUGGCUGCUUUAAAUGUUUUAUUCCAAAACGCCGUGCAAUUCUAAUUUCCUGUUUAUUAGAAAGUUUUAUGCUGAGAAUAAAAUAUACAUGACACCAUGUGAUCUAAAAUAAUUCUUACUUUGAAAGUAAAUGUUAUCCACACAUAAUAACGCUUACACUCACGACAGCAAUCAUCCCAUUAGAAGUCACACUUUGCUAAUUGAGGCCUAUUUUAUUUUUUUUUCAGUGAAAUUCUGCAUACAUUAUUUCUGUGCAUAGCUUAGCCUGUCCAUGUCAUAUUUUAAUUGUCCUUAACCUUAAUUGUUUUACUGCAAAGUUUGAAGUUUGAACUUCUCGGCCCGUUAACGAGCUGAAGGUACUUGUGUAUAUAUGUAGCCUGUAUUAUAUUGCCCUAAUUUUAUCAAUUAAGACCCAAGUUUUUAAGACUUGAGUUUACAGAUAAGAAUACUUGUAUCUUCUUUAGAUUUAGCCCACGAUGUCCUCACUAUUAAAUUAAAUUGUGCCCCAAUGGCACUGAAUUAUUUGAGAAAUUGCUGGCACACAUGGGCUAAUUUAUUUAUGUCGGAAAUGAUUAGGCUGUAGCAGGCCUGCAGCGAGCCACUGACCAUCACAAGUAUAGGCCUAACUUUAUUUAAGUCUCGCCUAAUCCAGUAAUCCAUUUGAUUACUAACAUUAUUGAUGAAUAAUAAUGUUUUUAGCAAAGGUGAAAUUAACCAGAGGAGAUUAAGGAAAAUCAAAGUCUUCAGGAAAGUGAUGAGCUUAUCCAAAAGCAACGCAAUAACUUAUUUAUAGAACAGUCUGUUCUUGUGGCGCAGUCAGCAUCUGUCCUGGGAGUCCAGUGUUUAUACUGGUCACUACUUCCCCUUGUUUUCUCAGCCCCCCUCCCUUUGGCGGUAGUGCAACUGGAAGAGACAGUCUGGAAUCCAAAGUCAUUUUCAUUCAGCUCAGUGAAUGAGUGUCUCCCUUGGAAUGCAUCACUGACAAAGACUUUACAGCGCUGGAAACAGCCCCGAGAGCUGCACAGAUUCACCCUAAAACCAUAUACACACAAAGCAAUUUAUUUCACUUUGUAGUGACGCACAGGAACUGAAGGCUUUAGACAGCCACUUCUUUGGGACACCUCAAGAUGUGUUACUGCCACUGGCAUGAUCAGACAUGAACCAAAUAUGCUAACGGCUUUUCUUUCUUCUUCCUUUUUGACGUGCAUCAUCACAUUUUUCAGAUAUCGGGAAAAAAUUAGCACCUCCUACUUUAUUUGUAAAGCUUUUUUUUAAAAGAUAAAGUUAGUAGACGAUUAAAUUCGGAAGACGAGGUGCUGUCUUUCACUGGAAGAUGUUUUGUAUUAUUUUGAACAUUGUUGGCGCAUUAAAAUUCAAAAUGUGGCUUUUUUUAAAUUGUGAAUGGCAAUUAAUAAUUGGGAAUAAUUUCUAUCCGCGUUGCAUUAUUUGGAACUGACAGUCAACUAAGCUGUAUACGCAGAAAAUGCCACAUGCAAUUUUUUUUAAUUUCAAUGGAUCAUGAUCUAUCAUUCCACAGACACUACUUCGACUGUUUUAACCAAGAAAAACUGUUGUAGACUGUGUAGGACGAGAAUGCCAAAUGCACAUCACUGCGGCAGGCGUAGUCACCGUGAGAAUAUCAAUAUUGAUCAGCAAUAUAUCUCAGAACAUGUUAUGCUGACAAACGGAGGGAUUUUGUCAAGUGUUUUGAUUUUGAAAAAUAGAUUUGAAAGGCGUAUUUGGAUUCUCUGAAACUGUAAAAAUGCAGCGGGUUCCCUGGAUCGAGAACACUGUGAUACAGUAAAGGGAAAAACACGGAACAUGUUUGUGGCCUUUCAGCUAAUCACACAAUAACUCUUGGUUGUGCAGUGCUUUCUGUUCAGCACAUGUGACGUUAUAAAUAACUUGUGAUAUUCACUUCCAUAUGCAAGGAUAAUUUGAUCCAAAUGUUGCCUAUAGAUACACCACUAAUUUGGUUAAAUUGCACUGUGUGUGUGUUUGUGUGUGUGUGUGUGUGUGUGUGUGUGUGUGUGUGUGUGUGUGUGUGUGUGUGUGUGUGUGUGUGUGUGUGUGUGUGUGUGUGCGUUUGAUCGGGAGGUUUACUGUGCUUAUUUGUUGUGACUAUUUCUCGUUCUGUUCUAAUUGGCCUACAUGUAAUAUCGCCAUUAUGGAGAGAAUAGAUAGUGUGCCUUCACCCUGUCUUUAGACAGAAGCCAGCAAAUGUGACCGUACGUGUCUAAUAAAAGAAAGUCAUGUCACAACACAUAUCUUAAAUCGUUCGAUUAUUGGUUUUUCCUCCACCUAGCAACGACACAAACUGUUUGUGCUGAUGGAAGCAAAAACAAACAAAGUUCAGACUCCCUUGACAAUGAAGAUGAAUCAUCUUUACCUUAACAUGUAGCCCUGCAGGGGAUUAUUUCAGCUUGGUAAUCAGCCUGCCCUGAUUGUAAGGAUACAAAUAAAGAGUCAUAAUCUACCAUUUAUACUUUUUGCUGGUCUGAAGAUUCGGUCUUUUGUUUAACCUGCGGACAAAUUCGCGAUCUUAAUUGAAGCUGCUUUGUUUACAUUUUUACUUACUUUUAAGCGAAGCCAACGCUUUUACCAAAGUGAUCUGUAGAUCUUGGAUUAAAGGAGUAGGUCCUUAAUCUAUUGUUUUGCCAAUCAUUUCAAAUUAAUAUGAAGCGUCAGUGCGCGAAUACACCCAAACUGUGGCUCACUGUGAUGUUUUCGUCUGUUAGCGUCCACUGGAAAUAUAUGGGCUCAAGGCUGUUCAUAAAUGCCUUAUAUCUAAAACAACGCUGAAGUAGGCUAAAGCUGUGACCAUGCGAACAUUAACCUGUGGGCCUAUCUUUUGCUUCAUGCUCAAUCAAGUAUAUCAGUCUAAUGCGUAUUUGUCCCUUUUUUAUGAAUGGAAAACUUAAUCGUGUAAUUGAGAAAUGUCAGAGCCAGGCUUAUUCUGCGGCGGAAUGAUAGCAUCAGUUUCAAGCAUUGUUAUAAGUCGUUCUAAACGCAUGAAUGACUUUGCAUUUGAGAUGUAGGACAAAUCGACUAUAUCCCUUAAUUGUGCGAAGAUGAAAACAGAAAAUAGGCUCCAUAUGGGUGUCGUAUGUUGUACAGACUGUAAGGCCUUCGGAGGCAAAUGUGAUUUUUGGAUAAUGUAAUUAAAGUUGACUUGACCAGUCGAACAUAGAGCCCAUCUAAAAGCAAACCAAACCAACAGUUUGGUAUCAUCUGUCUCCUAAGCAUGUACUUUAGCUUUAUCUAUCUAAUUUCUAGUCUUUAUGUUCAUAUAUUGGUGAUACUGAAUCAUAUAGUUUACUUAUGUUCAAACCGAUAUUGACAAACCACUACUUUUUUAUGUUGCUUACAAUAGCAGACUGUGUUUCUGGGUAAAAUAUUAAAGGAGAAGUGAUAAUAUGAAAUACGGAAAGGUUUAGCGAUAAAGAGGCAUUUCUUCGGCUGUAUAAUCUUAAACGGUCUAUUUGCAACUCCAGUUGUGUUAAGGAGGAACAGAGGUAAAAGACAUAAAGAAGAAGUAGAAAUAAGAAACAACAACAAAUGAAUAUUUAAUGAUGUUUUUUAUUAGAGCACAACAAACGUGGAUAAACAAGUGGAAGAGAUACAUUGUAAAAAAAAAAUACCCCUCACUUCUCAUUAAUGGACACACACACACACACACACACACACAGCCACACACGUACACGUAUACACACCAAACACGGGCGUACACGCGCACACCCAAAACAGUAUAAAGGAUUAUCCACUGGAUUACUCUUGACAUAGAUACAGGCCAUAUAAUGCAUUUAUUUGACCAUAUGUUUUGGUAAUAAAUGGUUACUGAGCACUUUUCCUUUCUGCUUUAAUGGCAGCAGUAGAAUAAACGGACUUAGACCUUCAACCCGUAGAAAACUCACAACUCUAAAAAAAUAUCUAAUUUGAGACAGGCCUAUGGUAAAUUUAAUAAACGGCUUUAUUUCUGUAAACAUGUGGGGGAAUAGUUGACUCGCCAAAGUCUUGCGCAUUCAUCAGCACACACCAGGACACCGUUUGGCGUUAUCCGGGUUAAGGUCUGGCGUCUGGCCUUUUAAAUUUCAUGGUUGAAUCUGACCUCAGCAUCCAUGACAAACAUCGCACUUCGUAACGCGUAUACUGGUUACAUUUUGUUUUUCGUCAUGAAGUCCAAAUAUAUUAGUAUUAGGCUAUAUCCGUUAAUUUCCAAGCGUAAGAAUUAAUUUUGACCAAAGUUGAAUUUAGUCUAGGCUAAUUAGUGACGUCAUUUGAGCCUUGUAGUUCGGCGAUGGCAAAAGCAAGAUUUGUGUUCAAAUCCUGACAGUUUACUGUUUUUAUUUUCCUACAGAUGCACUGCACGCACAAUUACUACAUGUAAAUUGGGGUUUAUUUUGAAAUGUGUCUUUUAGGUCACUCUGGUUAAAAACUGGUUAAAACCGUAUUUGGCAAUUUAUGGAACAGAGUGCUCCCAGUUUGAGUUAAUUUCAGCAUUGUGAAGUGUGGUUUGUUCGGCUGAACUACUAUAAUUUCACGUUCGCACAUCAGGACUGUCAGGUCUACACAUCCUUCUAUUUAGCUCUCUCGUCUUAAAGUUUGCAAUCAUUCAGUUAGCUUUUCCCCUGGUGCAAGAACAUUUCAAACAUCAAAGCAGCAAUUCCGCACAUCAUACAUAUCACACAAAAAUAAAUAGUCUACAACACACCGCACACCAAAAACAUAGAUAAAACAUACAUGCAUACACAUAAGAUUAAAACUCAUCACAGUAACACUCGUCAGCGUCACCGUUUCUCAAAAUGUACAAAUAUACUCCUGCACCAAAGUCACCACAUCACAGAAAUACAACGUGUGCAGCUUUUAGGAUUUACUAAUGCAUCAGCCAUGUCGAAAUCUACCUCAUCCUGUCCGCACGUGUGCAUUAAACUUUCAGUAGGCUAUUUAUGUCACAAUUAGUCUAAUUUGUGUUCCCUGUGACACUGCUGACUUCUUCUUACUGCUUCUUCAUCGCAUAUUAAUGUUGUAUUAUUUGCUGCAACCUUGCAGAAGAGUUCAGGGCUGUUUCACAGCCUAAGUGACAAGCUACACUAGUAUAUUGCAAAACCGUAAACUCCUGCCAUUAGAUACAACAGUAACAUUAUCCCUGUUAUGAAAGCUUUCAUCUAGUUGGCCCUUUAACGAACCUUUUUACUUCCUCUGCUCUGCAGUCUCUUCUCUCCUGUCCUCGGCCUCUCUGUUUGAUAGGAAUUGUUUCACGUGCAUACAGCGGUGGUGGUUUUAUGUUGAGCGAGGAACUCGGAUGCAGUCUUAUUAACGACACGUUUAUGAACAAUCAAAUGGUCCUCGUUAAAAUUUAUUGAUGGGCAUAAAAAACAUGAACGUCACUAGCCGAGUAUAGCCCGCUGUAGUGGGCAGCUUGUCAAGAAUCGGAAUCCCCUCCUCUGCUAUCUCCGCAGAUCCCCAUUUAGGAAAUGUUUGGUCUGUUGCGCCAUCGUUAAAGCAGUGCAAACUUUAUUGUUGUUGUAUCCUGCAUCUCGCAUUUUGAUUCCCUCUCUCGCCUGUCUAGACUACAUGUAGCUACUGUGAAUGCGUCUCUCUCUCUGUGUUUAGGAAUAAACAGCAUUACACAGGACUUUAUCAAAUGUGCUGCUGGUUUGAUAAAAGGAUUCUGCGAUUCAAUAAUCACUUUAAAGCUGUAACACCAUCCAUUGCAAUAACAAGGGGCUACGGUAGAUUUUGCCAGACAGAGAUUGAUUACACCAUCAAAUAGUGCCUUGCUCGGUUUUAGACGUAAUGUGCGCAGGUCUGUACUGCGACUAGAGACUAGAGCCCCUAUUAGCUCAACAAAGGCAUAUUUUCUUUAUAAAUAAACAUGGUUGUUGACGUUACCUCUAAGACGUCCAAGAAAAAGAGCAAAAGCGCACAUCUUUGAUCCGAUUUAUGUGCACUGGUAUCCCAGGAUAAGUGGCGCAUUGAUCCACUGUACAAUUUUUGUGGGGGUAAAUAUAAUCACGUGUCGGUGAGGCAGCCAAUAGCAGCCAGGGAAGCGUUGAGAAAUAAUUACCUGCCUUGAUUGUUCUAUGGUUGGAUAAAAAAGUACACAUACACUCCAUAUAAUAAUCGGAUGCAUGUAAAAGAGUCGGGGAAGCUUCGACAUGUCGACCACGGGUCCCAUAAGUAAUUAUUAUGUGGACUCCUUGAUCAACCAUGAAAACGAGGAUGUCCUUACUGCGACUCGGUUUUCGGCUCCCGGUUCGCACCCAGCCGGCCCUCGUCCGACGUCCCUAGUACCGGAGUGUGCUGACUAUCCUUCCUGCAGCUUCGCACCCAAGCCACCCGUCUUCUCCACCUCCUGGGCCCCUGUACACUCCCAGUCAUCAGUGGUUUACCAUCCAUACACUCACCAACCUCACUUAGGCACAGACUCGAGGUAUAUGCGGUCAUGGCUGGAGCCGAUAUCAGGCGCCGUGCCUUUCCAUGGCUAUCCGGGGAACAGCAGGCACUAUGGGCUGAAGCCCGACGCCUUUCAGGAGCACAGAGCCGGCGAGUGUCUCGGCUCCAGCGGACGGACCUACACGGAUUAUCUGUACUGCUCAUCCACUGACAUGCGAGACAAGACGCCGCAGAAUAUCCCCUCUCCGGAGUCGGAGCUCCUGGUUUCAGGGAAACAUAAAGACGAGAAGCCGGAGCUAGAUCCGACACCUUCUGAUGAGUACACAGAAUUGCUGUCAAACCAGAAUCCACAUUUUCUAAAUGCUAAACACAUAAUCCAGUGGCAAAUUGGAUACAUGCCCGCUCCACGAGGAAGAAGCGAUGCCCUUACACAAAGUACCAGACUCUCGAACUGGAAAAGGAGUUUUUGUUCAAUAUGUACCUUACUAGAGACCGCCGAUUCGAGGUCGCUAGGGUCCUGAAUCUGACCGAGAGGCAGGUCAAAAUCUGGUUUCAGAACCGGCGAAUGAAGAUGAAGAAAAUGAACAAAGAAAAGACCGACAGCAAAGAACAAUAAUGUGGACUGCAGUCAGAAAACAACCAUAAUAACCACUAGUCACAUGGACAGCACAGAUGUACCAAAACACACGAUGAACCCCCAUCCCCUCCUCCUCUUCAUAUUUAUCACUUCGUUGGAUUUUAUAUUAACCUUAACUUCGAGACUGUUUGAUGCUGAUUAUGUUAUUUUCCAGUGCACAUGUAUGUGUUUAGCGUUAAAGGAGAAAAAAAAGAAGAAAAAAAUCUACUUCUAAGGAGAUAAUUACAUUCUGCUUUCACUUUGAAAUACCUUUAUGUUUUUUGUAAUAGAAAUUAUACAAGUGCAGUUUGGACACGUUAAAACUGUCUGAAGAAAGAGAAUACUUGAAUUCUUUUGAAUUUCACAAUCCCAUAAUUUAUGAUGUGAAUGUUUUCUUUCAUGUUUAUUUCCUUUAUACGUUGUUGUGCAGGUGUGGUAUUUUGUACAGAGACAGAACAUCUGCGAUCGGACUUGUCUGUCUUGUAUUUUUGUGAUAGUUGUUGUAUUUGUGCAUCUCUCUUUUUUUUGACUGUAGCCUACGAGUUUAACUAUAGAGUGUAGAUAUAGACCUCUGCAAAUAUAAACAUAAUCACUAAG